UGGAUAGGGACGCACACACUCACUCGUUGUCAUCACUCAUCAGAUCGAGCAUCCAAUCCAGAAAAACCAGAGGAAUCCGCAUGUGAGCAAUGGAGGCGGCGAAGGAGAGGCGGGAGCGGAAGGCCGCCGGCGCCGGCGAGGGCGGCGACUCGGUGCAGCUGCCGACGGAGACGAGCCCGUACGUGCAGUACAAAAAGGACGACGGCCUGGAGGACUACAAGAUGCGGGCCUACGGCGCGCAGGGCCACCUCCCCGUCUCCGACGUCUCCCACGGCUCCGGCACCGACGCGCCCACCAUCCCCGGCACCGCGUUCCCGACUGAGCACCUGAACCUGCACGGGCGCCAGCAGCCGCAGCGGGGUGCCCAGGGAGGAGGCGCUGGCGUUCGCCGCACCGACGACGACGAGGCUGCCACCGACACCAUCAACCGCCACGGCGUGCCGUAGUUCAUGGCUAGGCUGUCUUGCUAGCUCGAGGAGGUUAUCCACGUAGUGCUCAGUGCGCGUGUGGAAAAAUGAAUAAAGUUGGUACUGUAAAAGCGCUGGCAAAGCAUCUCUUCAACAUAAUGUAAUAGUUUUCGUCCAAAAAAAUAGAGUCAAAUACAUCGUGGGUGC
Messenger RNA from Triticum dicoccoides, 614 nucleotides. RefSeq lists its product as uncharacterized. NCBI's taxonomy places the organism in Eukaryota, Viridiplantae, Streptophyta, Magnoliopsida, Poales, Poaceae. The transcript has a single exon. The record is from RefSeq and is a predicted model, not a curated record. The coding region runs from base 90 to 446 and encodes 118 amino acids.